AUGGUGGAUUACUUCUCCAAGUGGGUGGAGGUCGAGCAGUUGGCUAAAAUAAGUGAACAGAUGGCCUUCACCUCAGUGGCCAACGCCCAAAGCAACAACCAGGCGGAGGUCACCAACCGAGAGAUCCUCAGAGGCCUACGAACUCGACUCGACCAUGCGAGAGGCAGCUGGUUCAACGAGCUCCCUAGCGUUCUGUGGGCCCUCCGUAUGACUCCCAAGGAGAUGACCGGCGUCACACCAUUUCACUUAGUGUACGGCGGUAAAGUGGUGGUCCCCAUGGAGGUCGGAGUAGAAUCCAACUGGCUUCAUCUCUACGAUGAGGGGAAUGCUGAGCGGAGGUACAUGGAGCUUGAUUUGGUGGACAAGACAUGGGACAAGGCUACCAUUCGACUGAUGGCAUAUCGACAGUGA
Zingiber officinale is the source of this 411-nucleotide messenger RNA. RefSeq lists its product as uncharacterized. The transcript is spliced from 2 exons. NCBI's taxonomy places the organism in Eukaryota, Viridiplantae, Streptophyta, Magnoliopsida, Zingiberales, Zingiberaceae. The record is from RefSeq and is a predicted model, not a curated record. The coding region runs from base 1 to 411 and encodes 136 amino acids. Gene Ontology annotation, molecular function: nucleic acid binding.